Cydia fagiglandana is the source of this 2045-nucleotide messenger RNA. It is a transcript of the gene RhoL, whose product is annotated as ras-like GTP-binding protein RhoL. Lineage: Eukaryota; Metazoa; Arthropoda; Insecta; Lepidoptera; Tortricidae. Bases 340 to 891 code for a protein of 183 amino acids. The record is from RefSeq and is a predicted model, not a curated record. Gene Ontology annotation, molecular function: GTP binding; GTPase activity. Gene Ontology annotation, biological process: small GTPase-mediated signal transduction. The transcript is spliced from 5 exons.
GUACGGCAGCUAGGCGGAAAUUUGCGUCCGCACAGUUGCGCAGGCGCUGAGCAGUGCUGCCUCUGCGGCUCGCCAAAUCACUCUGUGUUCGACCGCGAAACUGCGCGCGCGCCUCAAUACCUUAAAAUAAUACGGCCUUAUCACUAGUGCUUUUACAAGAUUGAUAAGAUUGUUACAUCAUUGUGUGAUAAGAAACAUUCAAGUCCGAUACGGCUCGCGGGCGGACAGUACAUGGAAAUGCUUAGGCUGAUGUGUAAUUAAGUUUGAAGACAACAUACUACAUUGUUGGUAGCACCAGCGUUAUUGUACUAGAAAUUGUCGAAUGUCGCGGCAUGCACUAUGGGGACGACGAAAAGGCUGAAGAUUACUGUCGUGGGCGACGGUAUGGUCGGCAAAACCUGCUUGCUGUAUGUCUAUACAAAAAAUGAGUUCCCAGAAGAAUAUGUGCCUACAGUGUUUGACAACUACGUGGACCGCAAAGUGGUGGAUGGCGAGGAGGUGGAAAUGGCGCUGUGGGACACGGCUGGCCAGGAGGACUACGAGAGGCUGAGGCCUUUGUCUUACAGCAACACGCAUUGUUUCCUGGUGUGCUACUCCGUCAGCAGCCGCUCGUCCUACGAGAACGUGAUCCACAAGUGGUAUCCGGAGCUCAAGCACUUCAGCGAGGCCGUGCCUAUAGUUUUAGUAGCUACCAAAAUCGACCUUCGAGGGACAGACAAGGCUGUCAUUACUACUCAAGAAGGGAAAAAAUUAAAGAAAAAAAUUAGGGCUGCCCAACUAGUGGAGUGUUCGGCAUUGGAGCGCCUCAACAUGGAUCUCGUGUUCGAGGAGGCGGUGCGCGCGGCGCUGCGCAAGAAGCCCGUGCGGGCGCGAGCCUGCAACUACCUCUGACCGCCCGCCAGCCCUGAAGCCCAGCAUUCACUCGCAAUCCAGUACCUAGGAUUAGUCGCUGGCGACAAAUCCGGAUUAUCUCUGAGCGACAAAUCCUUCACUCACCGAAAUUGUAACAUCAAACCACGAGUCGAGGGACGAGAGACAAUACCAACUCACGCAUAAAUGCGCGCGUGGAAUUAGUCGCCCAAUUUUUCAGUAUUACAAAGGCUCAAUUUUACACUAUUAGUAUUCAUGGCAAUUAUAGUAUUUGUACGUCAAGGGCUCGAUAAACCACAAAAACGAGUAUGUAUGCAGUCUAUGUGCAACGACGGAUUGAAAACUGUGGCACGUGAGAGGUAAAAGUAAAUAGGAUUAGUAAAUUCCAUGCUGGGCUCUUAUUUACACUUUUUAAAAUUUGUGUGCAUGACUUUGACUACAGCUUAAUAGACACAAGGUGUCAUGAGAAGCGUCGUACUGUAUAUCGUUGGCCUCGACGCACAACGCGCCAUAUCUUCGUUUUGAAACUAUUGACAAUUUGACAUACUUAACUAUUAUGUAUAUAAUAUACUUAUUAAACCUCUGGACGGUCAUACAAAUACAUAUUAUAGACUGGCUGUGGCUGACCUGGUGUCAGAAGCAGAAGGAGCCAAAAACCUCGACGUAGGUACGUUUCUUCUGGCCGCUAUCAUACAAGAUGCUCCGCUGACAUCAACUGUUCGCCAAUCUAUUAAGUAGGCAUAUAAUAAUUAUGUAUUUCCAGGCGUGGCUCACUCCGCGAUUUCGUCGCUUUGCUACAGGUAGCUAAAAGUACAUCCGUUCGACCCCAAUUUUGGGGUUUGCCAUAAGCCGCCCGUGGCGCUGUCGCCACCUAGCGGCGAUAUCUGUGCUGAUCGUGACAGACGCGUUUUGUUAGAGAGUGAGUCUUCUGUACCUAGUACUAUUAUUUAUUCUGUGGUAUUACUCGAAAAUUAAUAUCUAUUUGAUUUUGGCAUGUUAAGAGUUAUGUCGAGGUGUUUUAACCAAAGUAUUGAAAUAAUUGCGAGUAUUAAGUUAUCACAAUAUAGUCUUAUGUUUUAAGAUACGCUGCUAGUAUCUGAACAUUUUGUAUUAACUAUGAGCAUUUGUAUUAUUAUUAAUUAAAUAAGUUUCACCAUGUAAAGUAAUACUGCCUU